Messenger RNA from Phytophthora sojae, 4084 nucleotides. RefSeq lists its product as hypothetical. Gene Ontology annotation, molecular function: acid phosphatase activity; metal ion binding. The transcript has a single exon. The record is from RefSeq and is a predicted model, not a curated record. NCBI's taxonomy places the organism in Eukaryota, Oomycota, Peronosporomycetes, Peronosporales, Peronosporaceae. Bases 1400 to 3238 code for a protein of 612 amino acids.
AGUAGCAGGUCCUUCUUGAUGUUCACGGUGGCAAACACCUGCGCGGCAUCAUAUCCUGCGUCGCGGCACGAGAUGUACGCGGCCGCGUACGCUACCAUGAACGGGGGGUACAAGAGAAUGAUGUCUGUGCGGUACGAGUAUUGCACGAGUUGCCUGUCGGACCACGUACAACACGUCGGAAUUAGCUCAGCAGAGCGCAUUAAACCAGGUGGGGAUGCAUUCACUCCAUGCCUUACCAUGCAAGCUGAAGACACUCCUCGUGGAUGUCAAAUUCAUCCAGAAACCUACAGACCAGAAAGCGUCAUGAGUGAGAACAGGAAAAAGGAGAGAUUUCCCAGUACACGAGGCUUACGUACUGGAGGAGCGACGGGAACGGGUGGUGCAGGAUCAAAUCAAACUGCAGCGCCUCGAUCACGUAGAACUCGCACUCGAGGAUAUCCUUGUCCUGGAACGUGUACAUGGACUCGUCCUCAUCGACACUAGCUAAUCAAGUCGCAAGCGAACACAAUGUCAAGUGAGUAUCCUUCUGCGUUGAUUCUGAUGGUAGAAACGACGAAAACGUACUCGUAGUGUAAUGAUGAAGAACAGAGGCUACGGUCGUGAGCGACAGUUGACUCUCUUCCACCUUGGAGGCGAGGAAGAACACCGUCCCGACGACCAAGUGUGGAUCAAAGUUCACAAAGCUUUGCCUGCAGCACCAACACAAUCCACUUGUCAGAUGACAACUUCCUCCACGUCCAAUAGCAAAGUGCUCAGCCCACGUCUGGUAGAACCGCCGAUAGAAGAUGAUUGCCGUAUAAAUAAUGAUCUGGCGGACCCGCAGGCGCGGCCCAAUCUCCUCCAGCACUGCGUCAAACACCGGGAGGUCAACUCUGCUCUACCCGUGACCUUCACAACCUCUAAUCUAGUCUAGAAUGUUUUUCCUUAGCGACUACUCACGCGAAAUGUUGGCCAGGUGGAUGCUGUCGAUCUCGUCGUCCGUCAGGUGCUUGCGGUCCAGCGGGUUCCUCUUGCGCAGGUCGGACUUGGUCACGUCCUUCAUCCAGUACAGACUUUGGUCAAGUGGUGCACACAGACGUCAGCUUCGCAUUCUCUGGUGUCUCGUGGGCGCGUAGACCCACGUACUAGUGCGUCGAGUGCCAGAAGUUCAUGCCCAUGGUGGCAAGUGCUGCCUCCAGUAUGGGAAAUUGCGUAUUGACCGCGCCAGUGCGCUAACUGGUUGAAACUGCAGCAUUUUACACCAAUUGAAAAUGCGUUUGAUAGUGACAGGACCGGAGCAUUUAUCUACUCGCCAUUUGGCACAAAACGGACAGGAAACUCAGUUCAACAUGCGAGCCAUUCCCGGAUCGGCGGCGUGGAAGACAAGCGACUCGGGGGAAGAAACCCCAUUGCGCUGGAAAUGGUCGCGCCUCUUCACUCCUUGCUGUUACUUCCAGCUUUCCUGGCUGCGCUGGUGCAGGCCGACAAGCCCCCGCUGAGCUACAGAUACGCAGACACGCUGCGCGACGCGCUGGAGAGGGACCCGCGCCCCAUCGUCCACUACGAAGACAGCGUCUGGGACGCCACCCGGGACGACCCCGCUGGGUUCCUGCACGGCUUCGCCCAGGACGAGGCGACUGAGGAUCUGGGCGGCCCUGUGCUGACUGCAACGCCGCCGCUGCUGAGGGACGGCGAGGAUCUGGUGAUCUCCUGGAGCGGCGUCAAGCGUCCGCAUCAAACGGACUUCCUGGGUCUCAGCUGCGGUCCGAAGGCCCAUGACAAGGACUUCCUCGUGAAGGUUGGCAUCACGGAGGCCAAUGGACCUGGUGCGGACGGCCCCACGCUGCCCAACUCCAUCCGCUUCUCAGCGCUCUACAUGAUGCGCUGCAACUACACCGUCGAGUACUUCAACUUCCAGCCCAAAGGCAACGUCUUCGCCCCCCUUGCCAAGCUGGAAGUCGGUAUGGCGGAGGCCUUCACUGCCCCCAAGCACGGCCACAUUGCCUUGACGGAACAUGUCGACGAGAUGUCGGUGAUGUUCAAUUCGGCGUCCCGUGAGACGCCCAUGGUCAAGUACGGUCUCCAACCCGAUGCUUUGGAUCAGCAAGCUGAGGGCAAGUUCAAGACGUACACGGCAGCUCACCUGUGUAACCGACCGGCGAAUCUGACGAGCCAGCAAUGGUUCCGAGACCCAGGCAAUAUGCACACGGUCAUCUUGAAGGGACUGAAGCCCGGAACGCGCUACUAUUACAGGUUUGGCAGCGAGAAGGACGGUUGGAGCUCGGUACACUCCUUUAUGAGUCGGCCAGAUGCUUCGGUGAAGAGUGCCAAGUUCAUUGCGUACGCCGAUAUGGGCGUCGAUCCUGCUCCUGCGGCGACAUCGACGGCUGUACGUUCGUACCAAGACGUGAUGGACGGCUACGACAGCUUCCUGUUGCACUUCGGAGACAUCAGCUAUGCCCGCGGCCACGCGCACAUGUGGGACGAGUUCUUCCACCUCAUCGAGCCCUACGCGACCAGAGUCCCAUACAUGGUAAGCAUCGGCAAUCACGAGUAUGACUACACGACGGGAGGUGCCAACGAUCCCAGUGGAGCUACAGGAAAGGAUGGCCGAAUGGACUUCCACCCAGAGUGGGCCAACUACGGCGAGGACUCAUCCGGGGAAUGCUCCGUGCCGAUGUACUACCGCUGGGAUGCCCCAGCUAAUGGCAACGGUAUCUAUUGGUAUUCGUUCGACUACGGUGGUGUCCACGUUAUCCAGAUUUCAUCGGAGCACGACUGGCGCCGUGGAUCGAAGCAAUACAAGUGGUUGGAGAACGACUUGAAGAGUGUGGACCGGAAGAAGACGCCGUGGGUCGUGCUAACAUCGCACCGGAUGAUGUACACGACGCAGUUGGGUGAAGAAGCCGACUACAAGGUAUCCCAGCAUUUCCGUGAGGAAGUUGAAGACUUGCUGUGGGAGCACAAGGUGAACCUGAUGCUCGUAGGCCACCAGCACUCUUACGAGCGCAGUUGUGCAGUCCGCAACGGCAAGUGCACUAAGGACGGCCAGGGACCCGUCCAUAUUGUGAUCGGCUCCGCAGGCGCUGGUUUGGAGAAGUCAGGCUUCUCGAGCAAACUGGGCGAGUGGAGCGUGAGCCACCUGAGCGACUGGGGCUACUUGCGCAUUGAAUCGACCGAACAGUCGAUGAGCGUGCAGUUUAUCCUGAAUCGCAACGGCGUCGUCUACGACGAGGUCACCCUCACUCCGUGGAACUAAGUGCACGCUGCGCCACUCGAUGGCGUGGCUAUCGUGGCGAAACUACAUGUAUUCAUAUCUUUACAAGCUGCUACAUGUUCUCAUUCACGUAGGAGGGAGCUGCAACACCAUGCAGCAGAUUGAGCCGUCACACAACAACAAAAUGAUCAAGUACUAAGUUGAAAUUACGGUGUUUGCGCCCGUCAGUCAGCUAGUCUGCCUGUUCGCUGCCGUCUACAAAUCCCGGUCUACGACUUCCUCAUCGUCCUCAGUUGCCUCCGAAAACUUCGAGUUGUCCUCCUCGUCCUCGUCUAAGAUCUUGGCGAACUUGGCGUCCUGGUCGUCGUCAUCCUCGUCGUCAUCCUUAAGAAGAUCCUCGAGGUCGGGCACCUUGACGCCGUCAAUGUUGUCCUGGUCCUUCUGCGACAUAUCGCUCAGAAGCUUGCCACUGUAAAUAUCGUCCGUGAACUGCUUGGUCAAUUUCAUGUACUCGUCGAAGUCCGUGGGCUGGUUCUUCACCCAGACGCAGAAGCACGCGAAAGCAACAAGUCCAACGAUACGGUAAAUACGCUCCGACGGGUCCGUGGAGCGCAGCGAGUAGAGCGGCACGAACGAGUCGGCGACCGACAGGUUGUCGUCGAAGAUGUUGGGCAGCAGCCAGUACUCGUAACCGAUCAUCCAGAGCAUGAAGAAGAUGAAGAGGCGCACCACCACGAAGAUGGCGAUGAAGAUGAGGAAGGUGACGGACAUGUACCACAGCGCGACCUUGGCCCACUGCGGCCAGAUGGGGAAGCACGUAAUGGUGAGGAAGCCGAUGAUCAGCAGCGCCGUCAUGAUGUUGCGGAGGGUCUUGGAGCCCUCGUACAU